CUCCUUUAUCUCUCCCCCCUCUGUUUUCGGCUUUAAUCCUGCAAAUUGCAGAGCAAAGUUUGGGUUUUGAACAUAGGAGAUGGUGCACCAUCAGCGUUACAAUUACAGUCAGUUGAAAAAGGGUGGAGAUGAUGAGGAGGAAGGGACCCUUGUUCUUGUUUGGACCAACCCUGGUUAUUACAAGAGAAGAAGGACCAAGCUUUUCUCUUUCCUUUUGCUUUCUCUUCUCUCUUGCACCUUCAUUUUGGCUCCUCACUUCUUUACCUUUUCUUCUCCUUUUUCUCAUCUCUAUUCUUUUGGUGUACAGAAUGAAAGCCUUGCUGGGAAUAAUCAUGUGAAUGCUCCUAUUUGUUCUUCCAUCUCUAAUGGUACAAUUUGCUGUGACAGAAGCCAUUUUCGAUCCGAUGUUUGUUUCAUGAAGGGUGACAUAAGAACACAAUCUCCCACCUCUUCCGUUUACGUUUACUCGUCGAGAAACGGUGACGACGAACUUCAACACGAAAAGAUCAAGCCCUAUACCCGAAAAUGGGAAACGAGCGUGAUGGACACCAUUGAUGAACUGGACCUUAUCUCCAAGAGACGAAAUUCGGGUGUUCGCCAUCGCUGCGAUGUGGUUCAUGAUGUUCCGGCGGUAAUGUUCUCGACUGGAGGCUAUACCGGCAACGUUUAUCAUGAGUUCAAUGAUGGGAUCAUCCCUUUGUACAUAACUUCACAACAAUUCAACAAGAAGGUCGUGUUUGUGAUCCUUGAAUAUCAUAAUUGGUGGGUCAUGAAGUAUGGUGACAUCCUUUCACAUCUCUCCAAUUAUCCACCAAUUGAUUUCAACCGAGACAAUCGAACCCAUUGCUUCACCGAGGCAAUAACUGGUCUAAGGAUCCAUGAUGAACUCACCGUGGACCCUCUUUUGAUGAAGGAAAACAAGAGCAUCGUCGAUUUCCGACACCUUCUCGAUCGAGCAUACCGACCUAGGAUUCAAGGUUUGGUACGGGGUGUUGAGCAAGCACAAGAGAAGAUGCAACCAAAGUUGGUCAUACUGUCACGAAAUGGUUCAAGAGCCAUAACUAACGAGAACGUUUUGGUGAAAACAGCAGAAGAAGUCGGGUUUCGGGUUCAAGUCCUGAGACCCCAACCAACAACGGAAUUAGCCAAGAUUUACAUGGAACUCAACUCGAGCGACGCCAUGAUCGGUGUCCACGGUGCAGCCAUGACUCAUCUGCUGUUCAUGAAACCUGGCUGCUCGGUUUUCAUUCAAGUGAUCCCACUCGGAACAGAUUGGGCGGCCGAGACGUACUACGGGGAGCCAGCAAAGAAGAUGGGAUUGAGGUACAUCGGGUACAAGAUCAACCCCAAAGAGAGCUCAUUGUCCGAUGAAUACGAUGAAGAUGACCCUGUUUUGAAAAACCCUUCGAGUUUAAAUCAAAAGGGAUGGGAAUACACCAAGAAGAUCUACCUUGAGCGUCAAACCGUGAAGUUGGACAUGCAACGAUUUCGGAAGCGGCUCGUUCGUGCUUAUGAUCAUAUAAUCAGUACGAACCAUCGGAAAACUCGACUCCGGUCGCAGUAAUUUGCCGAUUGAGAUGUGAUUAUAUAACUUAAAUUCUUUUGAAACUUGAUUGUUGUAGAUGGA
Molecule: messenger RNA, 1627 nt
Organism: Hibiscus syriacus
Lineage: Eukaryota; Viridiplantae; Streptophyta; Magnoliopsida; Malvales; Malvaceae
Product: alpha-1,3-arabinosyltransferase XAT3-like
Exons: 3
Coding region: 80-1564 (494 amino acids)
Molecular function (GO): glycosyltransferase activity
Source: RefSeq, a predicted model, not a curated record